Molecule: messenger RNA, 240 nt
Organism: Angiostrongylus costaricensis
Lineage: Eukaryota; Metazoa; Nematoda; Chromadorea; Rhabditida; Metastrongylidae
Source: the annotation of a GenBank genome assembly
AAUCCGUAUUCGGAAACAUACGGAGUGCAACGGUUCGAUAAAACCGCGCACGACUACGGUCGACCGCCUCCGGGCAGCAAAACCGAAGCACGUGGGAUCAAGGCCGGGGUACAUGUGUGUCGUGAAAUCCUAUACCUCUGCGAGGUCAUCAACCAGCACGCUGAAGGUGAAGAACCGAACAAGUGGAUUAAAUUCGGCAGAUUGUUCUAUAUCUACUCAUAUUAUUCAGAUAAGGUAUAA